AAAAUUUGCAGAUUUUUAUUUGUUUAAACAAAUGAUGCAAGUAAGAGGCCGCCGCAGUUGCUUAGCCUGAGGAAUUACAAUAGAUUCUAUUUUUAUAAACAAUAGACAAAAAGGGGAUUUUUUCUCAACUAACAUCAACUAUCAGCCAUGAACACUGCAAAAGUCGUUGUAAUUGGCGCUGGGCCUUCAGGCAUUGCAGCUGCAACAAAACUCCUCGAACUUGGCUUCCAAAAAGUGAUGGUUGUUGAAGCUGAAAAUCGUAUCGGUGGCCGAAUACAUACAAUACCCUUUGGUGAUAAUGUCAUAGACUUGGGAGCACAAUGGUGUCAUGGCGAAAAAGACAACAUUGUGUUCGAACUUGCAAACAAGCACAAUCUAUUAGAAUCCACUGGUGAUGUCUAUGAAAACUAUGAAUGCAUUCGUUCGAACAAAGACAUUGUACCGGUGAAAGUAAGUCAACGAUUAAAAGACAUUGUUAAUGAUAGUUUAGUAACUCGCAAAGUAGAUCUCAUAGGAUAUAAUGGAUCAUUGGGAAGUUAUAUUUCACGAUUUUUCUUUGAGGAACUACAACGAGCUGAAAACUCGGAUAUUGAUAUUGAAAUAGCAAAAGAAUUCUUCGAAAACUAUCAAAAGUUUGAAAAUUCAGUUGAAGCUUCCGAUUCAUUGAGUGAUGUGUCUGGGAAGGGAUACCUCGAGUAUUGGGAUUGCGAAGGUGAUAUACUAUUGAACUGGAAAGACAAAGGUUAUAUGAAAUUAUUACAGUUAUUAAUGAGUUCCGAUGAAGUUGGCACUGAAUAUGGAGUACUAGAUCAGCGGUUGGUACUAGGAACACCGGUCACUCAAAUAAGUUGGAAUGAUGGAGAUAUUCAAAUAAAAUGUGAAGAUAAUAAAGUUAUCGAAGCUGAUCACGUUAUAGUGACAGUUUCAUUGGGAGUCCUGAAAGAAAAACACUCGAAACUUUUCAAUCCAAAGCUACCAAUGCAAAAAGUUCGUGCUAUCGAAGGUAUUGGUUUUGGAACUGUCAACAAAAUUUUCAUAGAGUUUCCCGAGCAAUUCUGGCCAAACGACUGGACUGGUUUUGCUCUACUAUGGAGGGAAGAAGACCUCGAUGAGAUACGAGGAACAAAUCGUGCCUGGUUAGAAGAUGUUUUUGGCUUCUAUGCUGUUAGCUACCAACCUAGAAUUCUAAGUGGAUGGGUGAUUGGAGAAAGUGGAAGGCAUAUGGAGACCUUGCCGGAAGAUGAAGUACUUAGCGGUUGUAUGUACCUUUUUAGGAAAUUCCUCACUUGGGAAAUUCCUACGCCUGUUAAUUUCAAGACUUCAGCUUGGUAUAUUAAUGAAAACUUUCGUGGUUCGUACUCAUUUCGAUCGAUAUUGACAGAAAAGCUAGGGGCUUGGGCAAGUGAUUUGGCGAGUCCAUUAAAAGAUUCCAAUCAGAUACCAGUUGUUCUAUUUGCUGGUGAAGCUUCAAGUGAUCAUUACUAUUCAACAGUCCAUGGAGCAGUUGAAGCUGGAUGGCGUGAAGCACAGAGAUUGGCUGAUUUUUAUAAUAAUGAAAAUACAAAAUCACAAUUAUAACAUCGCGUUUAAGGAUCUUAAACGCUAAUUCGAAGACUAUAUAAAAUGAAUUCGAUAUAAUUCUUUGAGAUAUACCGGGAAAUGCUUUAAAAAGGGGCUAUCGCAUUUGUUUGAAGCACUAGAUUUACCUUUAUAUACCAACUAGCCUCUGCGAAUCCAUGGGCGCAUGGUCUUCAGCUUGAAAUUUUUAGACGCAAGGUCAAACAAGUAUUUUUUACUUAAAAAUAAAAAAAGACAUGUGUUGGAAAAUCUCAAAGAAAUAGGAAUAUGCUGGUGUUUAAGGUUCUGAAUAUUUGUAUUUAGAUAUUUAUUAAAUUUUUUUCCAUCUUAAUUAGAAACCGAAAAAAAAAUGUAUAAUAUUUAUUGCAGUCUAUUGCUCAAUCGAAAAAAAAAAACA
This is a messenger RNA of Episyrphus balteatus (marmalade hoverfly), 1975 nucleotides long. RefSeq names its product spermine oxidase-like. The transcript has 2 exons. Lineage: Eukaryota; Metazoa; Arthropoda; Insecta; Diptera; Syrphidae. The record is from RefSeq and is a predicted model, not a curated record. Gene Ontology annotation, molecular function: polyamine oxidase activity. The coding region runs from base 148 to 1578 and encodes 476 amino acids.